CCGGGCACAGACUUCCUUUUACUCUUUCCUUUGGCACUCUUGUCGCCUCCUCCCGGGGAGAAGCCAAGGCACCCGCGGCUUGGAGCAGCGACAGGCCGGCCCAGUGAGAGCAAGGAAAAAGUUUCUUUCUGGGAGUGCGGAACUGGGGCCGGGUUGGUGUACUGCUCGGAGCAAUGGAGCCAGCCUUCGGGGAGGUGAACCAGCUGGGAGGAGUGUUCGUGAACGGAAGGCCGCUGCCCAACGCCAUUCGGCUUCGCAUCGUGGAAUUAGCCCAACUGGGCAUCCGACCUUGUGACAUCAGCCGACAGCUACGGGUCUCGCACGGCUGCGUCAGCAAGAUCUUGGCGCGCUACAACGAGACCGGUUCGAUUUUGCCGGGAGCUAUCGGGGGAAGCAAGCCCCGGGUCACCACCCCUACUGUAGUGAAACACAUCCGGACUUACAAGCAGAGGGACCCAGGCAUCUUUGCUUGGGAGAUCCGGGACCGCCUGCUGGCGGAUGGCGUGUGCGACAAGUACAACGUACCCUCGGUGAGUUCCAUCAGCCGGAUUCUGCGCAACAAGAUCGGCAACUUGGCCCAGCAGGGUCACUACGACUCCUAUAAGCAGCACCAGCCAGCGCCGCAGCCCACGCUGCCCUACAACCACAUCUACUCGUACCCCAGUCCCAUCACGGCGGCAGCUGCUAAGGUGCCCACACCACCUGGGGUGCCGGCCAUCCCAGGAUCCGUGGCCCUGCCGCGCACCUGGCCCUCCUCUCACUCCGUCACCGACAUCCUGGGCAUCCGUUCCAUCACCGACCAAGGAGUGAGCGACAGCUCCCCCUACCACAGCCCCAAGGUGGAGGAGUGGAGCAGCCUGGGCCGCAACAACUUCUCUGCUGCCGCCCCGCACGCAGUGAAUGGAUUGGAGAAGGGAGCCUUGGAGCAAGAAGCCAAGUACGGCCAGGCACCGAACGGUCUCCCAGCUGUGAGCAGUUUUGUAUCAGCAUCCAGCAUGGCUCCUUACCCCACGCCAGCCCAAGUGUCACCCUACAUGACCUACAGUGCUGCUCCUUCUGGUUACGUUGCUGGACAUGGGUGGCAACAUGCUGGCAGCACGCCACUGUCCCCCCACAACUGUGACAUUCCCACAUCACUGGCUUUCAAGGGAAUGCAGGCAGCCAGAGAAGGUAGCCAUUCUGUCGCAGCCUCUGCACUCUGAUGGGAGCUUCCACUUCCAGCUGUGUCACUCUGGUCUCCCCCUUCAGCACAUCCUCCCCCUCCUCACAUCCCACCCCUCCAGUGGUCCAGCUUUCCUGCCUCAAGAGCUGGCUUUAUGGAUUCAUAAUUUUUGUGCUGAUGACACUUAAAUAUUUCUUGCUGUCACUUCCCCCUUUCCAGGAAAUCUGGCCUAACUUUAGGAUUUAAAAACAAAAGCAACUCUAAAGAUUGAACGGGACUUGUGCGUUUGCCGGUACACUGUUUUAACACAGUGAGGAAACCUACUCCCCUCAAAGGGUUUAUGGAACUUUGUGGAUCUGUCUUUGGUAAAACCACACAUGUAUAUUUAUUCUAAAUCAACCUGAACUUUUGAAACGUGCAAUUGUCGAGAUUUUGCAAAAUCAAUAAAGGGAAACAGAUGUAGAAAAAAAUAAGUUAUGUGAUAGCCUCUAAUCAAAUAAGGUGACCAAAUAAGCCUUAAUUCACCAUUAAGAAACCAAUCAAUAACUGACAUGUGUGAUCUUUUGUUUCUUUUUAAGAGAUGAUGUAUUUCGUUGAAAAAAUAUGUAUAGAACUCAAACAAUAUUGGACUUUUGCUCCUUUUGUUGUUUGACUUGGUCCCUAAUACAGUGAUGUUUGUAUUUCUAUGAGCUUGUAAAUAUGGAAGAUGUUGUCUUCGUUCCAUGGGGUACCCCCCACCAGCACCAACACCACUUAUCUUUCUUUCCUGGCAAUGGUGACUUUCUAGCGAGGUAUUUCUCUGUUUGGUGGUGGUAGACUUGCCCUCAGGUUGUGUGUAUUCAGUAAAUGCUUCAGCGUUUCAUGGAGGAUACUUUCUUUCUACAGCAGAGGACUCAGACACAGAUCAAACAAGCCAGCUUUUAGUGUGUGUCCCAGCCAAACAAUACUCAUGUCAAGCACAGGACAAGAGGCUCUAACACACCUGUACCACAACGCUCUAACGGAAGUCACUAGAAACACGUCUAAUGUGAAAUGGUUUGUUUAUUUUGUUUUGUUUUUUGUUUUUUAGUUUUGCUUUUUUUUUUUUGGUUUAUUUUUGCAAAGUCACUUAAAGUGAACUUUAUGCGAUAGAAAACCACUGUGAAAUGAAAUUGUACUGUUAUCGUUGGCUUACCUAUGUGUUCAGCAAUCUCAGCCCCAAAUUAUCUGGUAACGUAAAAGGAAAUGGAGAAUUUGUCUCUAAUGAAUGUAGUAACAAUGGCUCACUGUGAAGUUUACAUUGUGUACUGAAGCAUGGUUCACGUGCAGGUCAGCUGGUGUUGGUAUUAGAAAUUCAGAUGCUAUUUAAUUUUUAGCAAAUUCUUUUUAUUCAUUAAUGGAAUUACAGAACAGAGAUUAGCUGCUAAGCCUUUCUAGACCAAUUCGGUUUUUACUUUAAUGUUAUGAAUAGAGUUACAGGAUAUGCAUGUGUGUGUGUGACCAUGUGAUUAUAUUUUUUAUCUUAUAAUAGUUCAUUUUCUUGGGCAAGAUUCUUCUAUUUGCAUUCCUUCUGCUGUUUGGCAAAAUAGGGUUAAAGUUACUUUUAGGACAUUGGCACCAUUCAUCUAUUGAUAUAUUAAUGUACUGCGGGGUGUCUUGGUAUUAAUUCCAUUCAAUAGCUAAACAGGUAUGGGAUUUUUUGAUAUGCAGUGUGUUCAAGGAGCUAGGUCGCCCCCCUCCCCGCCAACCCGCAAACAGCUUAUAGAGUUGUCUUCUAAGAUGCCUUAUAGAGAGCUUCAUACUGCAUUUCUUUAUAAAGCAACCAAUACUCAUUGCUACAAACAAGAUUAUAAAUUUAGGAGAAGAGUGAGCGGAAGGAGCCGGAGCUGAUGACCUCUCAGGGUCGUUGUAUCCCUUUGAUCUUGUAAAAACUCCCCAUUGACAACUGGUGUUCCCCUGUGGUGAGAAGACAGACUGUUACCAAAUGGCAUUGAGAUCCAAUCCAGUAUUGUGGUGGGGACUUUCGAAUCACGCAGUACAGAGCCUUGCCUGCUAUCCAGAAAGUCGACUUAAGGUGCAGAAGCACUCUGUAGCUAAUGUUUUAGGUGACUGUUCGGGGUGUUGCGAAAGAACCAUCGCCUGUCUGGAGACAUAACUGAUAAUGUUUAUUUUCCUUAUCUAAGUUAAGAGAUCUUAUUGUUAUUUAUAUUUUUCUGGUUUUUGUAUUUUAAGAAAUUAAUAUUAAUGGUGUCAGAGUUUUCUUUUUUCAUUCUCCCUUCUCUCUCCAGGUCUUUUACUGAUCACGGUAAACCCACACGGAAAGCCCAAACUGUGUUGGCUAUUCAUAGUCAUUUAUGAUUGCAGCUACUCUAACAGCUAAGAACAGGAACAGUGAGGUAGGGCCUGCUAGGUCUUCAAGCUGUUGCAUUAGCCUCCUCCUGACGCUCAGAAGGGAAGGUUCUAAGUUGUCAUAUGCUCUCUUCAGAAUUCGCUUUCCGCCCUGCUCUGUGCCUUUAGCCCUCCCGCAGAGGACUCUCUGUGCAUCACCUUUAAAGACAAAAAGCAGCCCUUCAACACAGACCCACUCUUCCUGCUCCUGGCUUUCUGUUUUUUUUUUUCCUUUUCUUUUUUAUAAUGGCCCACAUAUUGAAUAUUGGGCUGAAAUACAAGUGGAAAAGAAAAGCAUGUUGGAAAAGAUGUACGACAGGAGGCUGUAUAUGUAUAUAGAGUAUGUCAAAAGCCUUUUAUUUUUAUACUUCAGAUGCUCUAAAUUAAUAAACACAAAUAAUUACCAU
Rattus rattus (black rat) is the source of this 3936-nucleotide messenger RNA. It is a transcript of the gene Pax9, whose product is annotated as paired box 9. Lineage: Eukaryota; Metazoa; Chordata; Mammalia; Rodentia; Muridae. Gene Ontology annotation, biological process: anatomical structure development; regulation of transcription by RNA polymerase II. The transcript is spliced from 4 exons. The record is from RefSeq and is a predicted model, not a curated record. Gene Ontology annotation, molecular function: DNA-binding transcription factor activity, RNA polymerase II-specific; RNA polymerase II cis-regulatory region sequence-specific DNA binding. The coding region runs from base 174 to 1202 and encodes 342 amino acids.